CAAAUCGUCUGGAACUCUAACCCUAAAGAAUUUCACUUUUCAGGUGAAAUCAAAGAUGGAUGUCGUUCCAUCGGCGCAGGCCAAAGAGAUAUUCCUUCUUAUGCAUCGUUCGGAACUCUCCGAUCCGAGGGAAGCUAAAAGCUACUGUAAACCGAUGAUAUUUAAGACUGAUGGCCUUCGCAGGGUGAAGUCGGAACAGCUGUUGAGGGACGUGAAGUUGAGGAAUGUCUACAAGCAUCUACUGGAGGAGGCUCAGGAGUGGAGGAAGAAGGUGGAAGAACUCGAGGAAGGGUUCAAAGAAUUCAAAAUGGAAUCAUUGCGCCAUUCAUUACGACGCAAACUAUAUUUCAAUGGGCUGCCAUCUGAAUGGCAAACAGAUCUCAUUAAAAAAAACACAAUCCUGUGCACAAUCACCAACACAGAGAGCAGAAGUCUUCCAUAUUUAGAUGAUCCGAAUGAUGAUGCUGAUGGUAGUCUUCCAUAUUUAGAUGAUCGGAAUGAUGAUGCUGAUGAUGAUGCUGAGGACGAGUUUGUGUAUGACAACGAGUUUGAGGAUGAGGAUGAUAGGGAUGAGAAUGACUUGAAGUAUCAAAUCAAGUAUUUGAGUAAGAGGAUUAUAUGGAUGAAGUUGGAGGUGAAAUAUCUGGAACCGUACCUCCGAUCCACCCAAGAGAUGUAUGCACGUCAAGCUAAGAUCCCAUAUUACAAAGUGAUUCGUGUUGGACAUCCUACAGAGGAACACGUGCAGUAUCAUCAGAGGUGGAACUCAAAAGACUACAAGCCCUUUUGUGGGGAGCCCGGAAUUAUUGAAAAGUUCAAAGCCUUUAGUGAAAAGUACAGGGCAAGUACAAAGGUAUGAUUGAUAAUCUUUACUUUAUGCACUUUCUAUCAAAACUAAGAGUUGAUGGAUCCAUGAUCCAUGAAAUAAUUACAAUUACAAAUAAAUGCUACAAACAUUU
Molecule: messenger RNA, 959 nt
Organism: Rubroshorea leprosula
Lineage: Eukaryota; Viridiplantae; Streptophyta; Magnoliopsida; Malvales; Dipterocarpaceae
Source: the annotation of a GenBank genome assembly